AUGGAAAGUAUUACAAGUCGACCAGCUCGGCUCCGAGCCGAGCAGUACGCGUCCCAUCCCGUCUUGCCCGAGGGCAGUAUGGCGGUGGUCAUGUCUUGUUGGGAUGGGGUCUUGUCAUGGGCGAUUCCGUAUAUUGUGGCUUUUGAUAGGGCAAUGCUUAGGAGCCGAGGCCGAGCUCGUAGGUGA
This is a messenger RNA of Prunus armeniaca (apricot), 186 nucleotides long. NCBI's taxonomy places the organism in Eukaryota, Viridiplantae, Streptophyta, Magnoliopsida, Rosales, Rosaceae. The record is from the annotation of a GenBank genome assembly.